GGGGCCGCGCUCGGCGUGGCACCGCCCCGUCCCGGUAACGGACGGCGCAGGGCGAGGAGAUGGCGGCGGGCGGCGGGCGGCUGUGAGCGGCGGCGCCAUGGAGGGCGGCGGCGGCGGCGGCGGGAAGCCGAGCCUGCAGGUGGUGUACCAGGCCGUGCAGGCCCUCUACCACGACCCCGACCCCAGCGGCAAGGAGCGGGCGAGCUGCUGGCUGGGCGAGCUGCAGCGAUCGGUUCACGCGUGGGAGAUCUCAGACCAAUUGCUGCAGAUCCGGCAAGAUGUGGAAUCAUGCUAUUUUGCAGCACAGACUAUGAAGAUGAAGAUUCAGACUUCAUUCUAUGAACUCCCCACAGACUCGCAUGCUUCGUUACGGGACUCGUUGCUGUCCCACAUCCAGAACUUGAAAGACUUGUCACCUGUCAUCGUAACCCAGCUUGCUUUAGCAAUAGCAGACCUUGCCCUGCAAAUGGCUUCUUGGAAAGGCUGCGUACAAACACUGGUUGAAAAGUACAGUAAUGACGUUACAUCACUGCCCUUUUUGCUGGAAAUCCUCACGGUGCUGCCAGAGGAGGUUCACAGCCGAUCCUUGCGCAUUGGAGCCAACCGCCGUACUGAGAUCAUAGAGGAUCUGGCUUACUAUUCCAGCACGGUCAUCUCUCUGCUGAUGACGUGUGUGGAGAAAGUGGGCAACGAUGAGAAGAUGCUCAUCAAAAUCUUCCGGUGCUUGGGGAGCUGGUUUAACCUCGGUGUUCUGGAUAGCACCUUCAUGGCAAACAGCAAGUUACUGUCACUUCUCUUCGAGGUGCUGCAACAAGACAAGACAUCAUCAAACCUCCAUGAAGCUGCUUCGGACUGUGUGUGCUCAGCGCUCUAUGCCAUCGAGAAUGUGGAGACGAACCUGCCCCUGGCCUUGCAGCUUUUUCAGGGCGUCCUCACUCUCGAGACUGCCUAUCAUAUGGCUGUAGCACGGGAGGACUUAGACAAGGUGCUCAACUAUUGCCGUGUUUUCACUGAGCUUUGCGAGACGUUCCUAGAUAAGAUAGUUUGCACUCCAGGCCAAGGGCUAGGUGACCUGCGGACGCUGGAGCUGUUGCUGAUAUGUGCAGGUCACCCACAGUAUGAGGUGGUAGAAAUUUCCUUUAACUUCUGGUACAGACUGGGGGAGCACCUGUACAAGACAGAUGAUGCAGUCAUCCACAGCAUCUUCAAAGCCUACAUACAGCGGCUUCUCCAUGCUCUGGCCAGACACUGUCAGCUUGACUCAGACCACGAGGGUGUCCCGGAGGAGACGGAUGACUUUGGGGAGUUCCGGAUGCGUGUCUCAGACCUGGUGAAAGACCUGAUCUUCCUAGUGGGAUCAGUGGAAUGUUUUGCUCAGCUUUAUGCAACUUUGAAGGAUGGGAAUCCACCCUGGGAGGUGACGGAAGCUGUCCUUUUCAUCAUGGCCUCUAUAGCUAAGAGCGUUGACCAGGAGAACAACCCAACCCUGGUGGAGGUGCUGGAGGGGGUGGUGCGCCUGCCCGAGACGGUGCACACGGCUGUCCGCUACACCAGCAUCGAGCUGGUUGGAGAGAUGAGUGAGGUCGUGGACAGAAACCCUCAGUUCCUAGAUCCUGUGCUGGGUUACUUGAUGAAAGGCCUGUGUGACAGGCGGCUGGCCUCAGCUGCUGCCAAGGCCAUUCACAAUAUCUGCUCGGUAUGCCGGGACCAUAUGGCUCAGCACUUUAACGGGCUGCUAGAGAUAGCCCGUUCCCUUGACUCCUUCACACUCUCUCCAGAAGCUGCUGUGGGACUCCUUAAGGGGACAGCGUUGGUCCUUGCCAGGCUCCCCUUAGAGAAGAUAGCAGAAUGCCUCAGUGAACUCUGUGCCGUACAAGUCAUGGCACUGAAGAAGCUGCUCUCUCAGGAGCCAAGCAAUGGCCUCUCCUCAGACCCUACUGUGCCCCUGGAUCGACUCGCUGUCAUCUUUAGACAUACCAAUCCCAUUGUAGAAAAUGGACAGAUCCAUCCGUGCCAAAAAGUCAUUCAGGAAAUCUGGCCCGUGCUGUCGGAGACCCUGAACAAACACAGUGCCGAUAACCGCAUCGUGGAGCGCUGCUGCCGAUGCCUGCGCUUUGCUGUCCGCUGCGUAGGCAAAGGAUCCGCUGCCCUGCUGCAGCCGCUAGUCACGCAGAUGGUGAAUGUGUACCGGGCGCACCAGCACUCCUGUUUCCUCUACCUGGGCAGCAUCCUGGUGGACGAGUACGGCAUGGAGGAGGGCUGCCGGCAGGGGCUGCUGGACAUGCUUCAGGCACUAUGCAUACCUACCUUCCAACUCCUAGAGCAGCCCAAUGGCCUUCAGAACCACCCUGACACCGUGGACGACCUCUUCCGACUAGCAACCAGGUUUAUCCAGCGCAGCCCCGUCACCUUGCUACGCAGCCAGGUGAUGAUCCCCAUCCUGCAGUGGGCCAUAGCUGCCACCACCCUAGACCACCGAGAUGCCAACUGCAGCGUCAUGAAGUUCCUACGUGACCUCAUCCACACGGGGGUGGCCAAUGACCACGAGGAGGACUUUGAAAUGCGGAAGGAGCUCAUCGCCCAGGUGAUGAACCAGCUGGGCCAGCAGCUCGUCAACCAGCUGCUGCACACGUGCUGCUUCUGCCUGCCGCCCUACACGCUGCCCGACGUCGCCGAGGUGCUCUGGGAGAUCAUGCAGAUCGACAGGCCGACGUUUUGUCGCUGGCUGGAGAAUUCACUGAAGAGUUUACCAAAGGAAACAACGGGGGGAGCCAUCCAAGUCACACACAAACAGCUGACGGACUUCCACAAGCAGGUCACAAGCGCGGAGGAAUGUAAACAAGUGUGCUGGGCUCUGAGGGACUUCACCCGCCUGUUCCGAUAGCUCGCGCUCCGGCACGGCCCCUGGCUCCCAGGAACGUCUUUAAUUAGAAGACAGGAAACGACGAAAACAAGAACGUGUCCCACAAUCAGCAAACUCGUCCGCGGCCGAGGGCUCUCCCCCGCUCCAGCGCAUCCCACCAGCCAGGGGAGCCGCUCGCUGCCGGCGAGCCAGGGCCGUUACCGCUUGCGCGCAAGAGGACGACUCUUUGACGCGACCGAGAUGGCUGCAGCCCGCCCGACGGCAUGGUGGGGGGUGCUGCUUUCCCCACGGACUCGCUUCCAAACAACAGCUAACGAAACAGGAAAACAAACCACCAACAAAAAGAGAGGGAAAAAAAAAAAAAAGGAAACAGUGGAAGAAAACGAAUUUGCCUGGCAGCAAAACAAGAGUACAAACAAAGUAGAAAACUUUCUGUGAAAUGAAAAAUAAAAAUUACUUAAGGAAAGAUGGGGUUUAAAAUAUAUCUAGCAGAAGCAAGCAGCUGCAGGUCCUUCCCACCUCGGGCAGUCCCGGGGCCCCCCGUCCCCUCCCGGGCAGGUGGGGGGAUGCCGGGGGCCCCGCCGCCGCGCUCUGGGCCGUUGCCUCCCCUGCCCGCGGCCCGGCGAGGGGGGGAAGCACAGCGGCAGCCACCUGGAGAAGGCGCAGGCGGGACAGACUUUAAAUAUAUAUUAUAUUUUUUUUCUUUUUAGUUUGUUGUUUUGUUUUUUUUUAAUUUUUAUUUGGUUGCUUUGGGGUUUUACCGUGCAGGGGAGGAGACGGCUCGAGCGAGGGCAGGACAGGGCUGGGAGGCUGCCGGCGGGGCUCUGCCCCCGGCCGAGCAGGGCCCCGCGCGGGCGUUGCUGGAGCGCAUGCUGUUCCGUCUGGUGUUGUAGCCAUCUCGAGAACAAUAAAACACAAAAACGAAAAAAAAAUAAAUUAAAAA
Rhea pennata is the source of this 3806-nucleotide messenger RNA. It is a transcript of the gene TNPO3, whose product is annotated as transportin 3. Lineage: Eukaryota; Metazoa; Chordata; Aves; Rheiformes; Rheidae. The coding region runs from base 98 to 2884 and encodes 928 amino acids. The record is from RefSeq and is a predicted model, not a curated record. The transcript has 23 exons. Gene Ontology annotation, biological process: protein import into nucleus. Gene Ontology annotation, cellular component: cytoplasm.